AUGAGUGAUAACGAGAGCAGUGCACUGUCUUGCGAAGGCAUAGACGGGAGUGAACGACAGUCGAUUUCUGAUAAUGACGAUGUAUUCGAUGAUAUCGAUAACAGUAACGAUUUCGCUGUGGACAAGGAGAAUAGCAAUGAGAAUGCGAAUGUUGACUACACGGACGAUACGGAUAAUUAUCGGUUCCGUCAGAAUUCGAUGAACGAUCCGAACGGCUCACCUUUCGGUGCUUUUUUGUUGCAUUGA
This is a messenger RNA of Anisakis simplex (herring worm), 246 nucleotides long. The record is from the annotation of a GenBank genome assembly. NCBI's taxonomy places the organism in Eukaryota, Metazoa, Nematoda, Chromadorea, Rhabditida, Anisakidae.